AUGGGGGAGAGAAUGGGUCCGGCUGUAGGUGGUGGGAAGAAGAAGGGCCGCAGGGUAUCAUGUGCGAUCUGGGCAGGCAAUACAAUGCAACUCACCGACGGCCAAAAGUCUUGCCACAUCGGUCCCAGCCGCAGGCGAACGGCUUUUCCUUCGUGUGAGUUCUUUCAUGCCGUUGAACGUGCUCGACACGUCUGA
Molecule: messenger RNA, 195 nt
Organism: Purpureocillium lilacinum
Lineage: Eukaryota; Fungi; Ascomycota; Sordariomycetes; Hypocreales; Ophiocordycipitaceae
Source: RefSeq, a predicted model, not a curated record